AUGCUGCUGGACGCCGGCCCGCAGUUCCCGGCCCUCGGAGUGGGCACCUUCGCCCGGCACCACCACUCGGCCGCGGCGGAGAUGCAGGACCGGGAGCUGAGCCUGGCGGCGCAGAACAGCUUCGUGGACUCGGCGGCGGCGCACAUGGGCGCCUUCAAGCUCAACGCCGGCGCCCACGACCUCUCCCCCGGGCAGAGCUCGGCGUUCACCUCGCAGGCGCCCGGUUACCCUGCCGCCGCCCUGGGCCCCCACGCCGCUCAUGUCGGCUCCUACUCCGGGGCGCCCUUCAACUCUACCCGGGACUUCUUGUUUCGCAGCCGGGGCUUCGGGGACUCGUCGCCGGCCGGCGGACAGCACGGCAUCUUCGGCCCUGCGGCCGGCAGCCUGCACCACCCGCACACGGACGCUCAGAGCCACCUCCUCUUCCCGGGCAUCCACGACCAGCACGGUCCCCACGCCUCCCAAAAUGUUCUCAACGGGCAGAUGCGACUGGGCUUGCCGGGGGAGGUAUUCGCCCGGUCGGAUCAGUACCGCCAGGUUUCCAGCCCCAGGACUGACCCUUACUCGGCGGCUCAGCUGCACAACCAGUACGGCCCCAUGAAUAUGAAUAUGGGCAUGAACAUGGCAGCCCACCACCACCACCACCCAGGUGCCUUUUUCCGCUACAUGCGGCAGCAGUGCAUCAAGCAAGAGCUCAUCUGCAAGUGGAUCGAUCCCGAACAGCUGAACAACCCCAAAAAAAGUUGCAAUAAAACUUUCAGCACCAUGCACGAGUUGGUCACCCAUGUCUCGGUGGAGCACGUUGGGGGACCCGAGCAGAGCAACCAUGUCUGCUACUGGGAGGAGUGUCCCCGUGAAGGCAAACCUUUCAAAGCGAAAUACAAACUGGUCAAUCAUAUCCGAGUGCACACGGGAGAGAAACCCUUCCCCUGCCCCUUCCCUGGCUGCGGAAAAGUUUUCGCCAGAUCAGAAAAUCUCAAAAUUCACAAAAGGACGCACACAGGGGAGAAGCCCUUCCAGUGCGAGUUCGAAGGCUGCGACCGGCGCUUCGCCAACAGCAGCGACCGCAAGAAGCACAUGCACGUCCACACCUCGGAUAAGCCCUACCUGUGCAAGAUGUGCGACAAAUCCUACACGCACCCCAGCUCCCUGCGGAAACACAUGAAGGUACCCGGCCCCGCAGCCGGCGGCGGGAGGCGGGAGGGCGGCCGCCCAUCGUCUGCCGCAUCAGCGGCGGCGGCGGCGGCGGUGGCGGCGGGCAGGAGGGACCGAGCGAGCCCGCCGGAGACGCGCCGGGAGAUGCCGCCGCACCCGCCGGCAGCGAAAUGA
Molecule: messenger RNA, 1329 nt
Organism: Onychostruthus taczanowskii (white-rumped snowfinch)
Lineage: Eukaryota; Metazoa; Chordata; Aves; Passeriformes; Passeridae
Gene: ZIC2
Product: Zic family member 2
Exons: 2
Coding region: 1-1329 (442 amino acids)
Biological process (GO): central nervous system development; regulation of transcription by RNA polymerase II
Cellular component (GO): nucleus
Molecular function (GO): RNA polymerase II cis-regulatory region sequence-specific DNA binding; DNA-binding transcription factor activity, RNA polymerase II-specific
Source: RefSeq, a predicted model, not a curated record